AUGACCGUUGGUUCUCGCCCCAUGUGGUUCCCCGCAUGGAAACCGCUUCCGCCCAGCCACUCCCACGAUCUCCAACCCCACGCAACCCCAAGACGCCAAAUGUCAUCGAUCGCCCGACCACCAGACCCGUGUCUCGUGGCAAUUAUUCUCAUUGUGCGCUCGCGCACCGGUCCACGUCUCGUCUUCCACUAUCCUCCGAAUCCUCUUAGUGAGAACCGUAUCAAAACCACCACCAAGAGCGGCCGGCGCCUCUCGCGCACACGCACGCGACAGGGAUCAAAGAAUACCGACUCGAGCUCGAGUGAUGAAAGCAGCUCAAGUUCAGAUGAAGACGAGGAGGAAAGAGAAACCCAGAGCCAUGCUGGUGGCAGCUCCGUGUUGACGGGCCGCCGCGCGAGCAAUUUUGGCCUCGACGAUCAUUUCCCCACUGCUGGGUCUCCUGCUACCGGUGAGGCCCAGCGACCUGGGUCACUGGGCUCUGGCCGUGGCUCAUCAGUCCGGAAACGCGGUGCAGGCUCCGAGCUGGAUCCCGAGGACGAUGCGGGGAUGGCCUCUGAUCGACCCGAUGACGGCCCAGCAAGUUCUAGACCGCCCUGGGAAUCACUUCUGGGGUUGCCCGGCAGUGUGUGGGAGAAGCUUCUCAGUCCGUCUCGAUCCUGGCAUAAGAGGCGCUUCGAGGUUGGGAUUAAUGAUCUGGCGCUUAUUGGAUGGCCGGUUUUUGUGCGUGAAGAUGGAUCUUGGCGCAAACAACGACGCAAGAAGAAAAAAAAGCCCCGGGCUGAAUGGGAUGGUGGGGAGUUGGGUCACAACGAGAGCGCUGAAGAGGGUCAGAAAGACCAGAAGGACGAGCGAUUUGUUACUUCGCCUGAUCUGGGUGCCAGUGUCGCUUCCAUUGCAGAAUCACUGACAUCGCCAACAGACAGCAAACGAGGCUCGACUAGUGGAAAACCUGGGAAGCCAGAUGGCCUGUUAGACCCAGAGGACAAAGAUCAUAUGACGAUGUUCAAUGUGGUAUUUGUUGUGGAUCCUCCUUUGCUGGAAUACUCUAUGCGCGUGAAGGAAAUAUAUGAAAACAUCAUCAAGAAGUUUGCCAAGGCCCUCAAAUGGGAACAGGCUCGGAACGACUAUGUGUGGAAGGAAUCUCAACACAUCCUACAGGUCAGGAGAAGAGCCCGAGAGACUAAAACAUCGACCCAUAACCUUUACUCCGAAUUAAUAUCUCAAUCGUCUCUAGCGCGGGCUAUCUAUACAGUCUAUACUAGCAUAUCAGCGUCUAAGAUCGCAUCCGUUUCGCUCAGCCCGGAUGUUUCCAUCUCGCUCCAGAUCCCACCACUGACCUCCACACCAUAUCUUACUGGUCCCAUGGAUAAAGCAUAUCCAGGGCUGUGGCUCACGACAUCGGAUAGCGCAACCCCAGUUGAUGACCCUGGUAUUGAUGAAAAUAAUAUCCCGCACCAGGUUCUUGCAAAGCACUUUGCUCUACUCUUGUUGGACAGCGAAGCUGCCAUUAUCAAGGACGUCGAGGCAUCUGGUGGAGCGCUUGCUCCCGCUCUUGCGCAUUAUAUCCGAUGCUCCAAGCCAACCAAAUCAUUUGCGCAGAUAUCAGUAUCAUCAGGAAUCCCGCUAUCACAUAUUCAGAUGCUCUCGAGUCAUCUCGUAUACUGGCGUCGUGCUCGUGCUAUCCCGCCAAUUCACCAGCGAGAUACAUACAUUGUCUCCCCGAACUGUGACUUGAGCAAGCUGGAAAUCGCCACGAUCGCUUACCAGACGGCAUUCCCAACGUAUCCCAGUUUGCCAAAGAUGCUCUCCACCCUCAGUGGCACCCCUCGCCCUUACAGCAAUUUUAUCCCGAGCAAGGAUCACAAGGAGAUAUAUUUCACUAUUCUGGCUUGGCUCUUGCGCGGUGGUUGGGUUACCCAGCUUCGUACCUUCGCGCGCAUCAAAGUCUCACCUGAGAUCAAGAUGGCCGUGGAACUUGCCUUGCGCAAGGAGGAAGUUGACCGGUAUCUGGCCAAGGGCAUUUCAAAUUGUAUACCGGUUGAGGAAGAUACCGACUCGGACGAUGAGGAUGACGAUACGCACUCCUCCUCGUCAUCUUCCCUCGAAAGCCACGGUAGUGGAGAUGAAACGCCCAUGCCUGGUCGACUCGACCCACACGCCCAGCUGCGCUCUUCCCAUAAACUGCUCGAUCAAUCAACCGCUCUCCGGUUGUCCUCUUUCAUCCUCUCCCCACACCGUGCAUCCCCACUUGAGUCCCGCUGGCUUGACGAGAUCGUCUCCCGAUUCCCCGACAAUCCCAGAAGCGACCGGAGCGACGCAACUGCCAGCCCGGAUAUCACGCCUCAUGAUGUCCAGACCCUGCACAAAAAGUAUUGGCCUGUCUUCCUUAAGUAUUUCAAUGGCUACGAUGCUCUUGAGAAGAUCUGUGUGCGCGAAAAUCUCAAGCGCAAGCUCGUUUGGCAGGUUCUCAUGCGUCUAGGCUUAGUGACGGGUCCGCUGGGCUCGAUGGAACUUGAUCCGCGUGAACAGGUGUUGGUUGGUGUUCGGCAUUGGUAG
Penicillium paradoxum is the source of this 2556-nucleotide messenger RNA. Its product is annotated as nitrogen permease regulator 3 family protein. The coding region runs from base 1 to 2556 and encodes 851 amino acids. Gene Ontology annotation, cellular component: GATOR1 complex. The transcript has 2 exons. The record is from RefSeq and is a predicted model, not a curated record. Gene Ontology annotation, biological process: TORC1 signaling; positive regulation of autophagy; cellular response to amino acid starvation. NCBI's taxonomy places the organism in Eukaryota, Fungi, Ascomycota, Eurotiomycetes, Eurotiales, Aspergillaceae.